GGUGCAUCCGGGACGAGCCUCCGGAGACCCUGAGGGAUAGGUAAACCCGGCGAUUAGCCGGCGGGAUGCUCGGCCAGCGAGGUCUGGGGCCCUGGCACGGAGCUCUCCGGCCGCCGGCCAGGCUUGUGCUUUCCCGGCCCGCACCAGUGGUCUUGGAGCCCCGGCCCACUUCCCCCAACCCAGCCGUGGCCUGCUCCCCAGACUUCGCAGCACCGUUCUCGGAGCUGACUGUCCGCGGGGAGGCCUCCUGUCCGCAGUAGGUCCUGGCGGCUGGACCCCGAGGGAGGCGCGCUUGUUGCAAACACGCCAGGAGGGGUUUGUGUUUUGUUGGUGUGUGUUGUGAAUAAGGAAAAUGCUCUUCGUUAAGCCAUAUUUGUGACUUCCGAUAUUUCACUAAUACUUUUCAGUCAAGAGAACAGCAUUGCUAACUUGCCUGUCACUUUAAAGUGGUAUUUGAAGGAUAUGUGUGACUCAAUUAUGACUUUUUAAUUAGGCACCCUAAAAACCUGAUCAGGCCUAUUGCUUACUUUCUUUGAUUCAUCUGUCUUCUCUGCUGUGAUCACCUUGUUCCUCCUGAUAUGGAAGGUAUAAUAAAACGGAAUUGGGAAUAUAUAUGUAACCAUAAUAAAGAAAAAACGAAGAUCCUAGGAGACAAAAAUGUUGAUCCCAAAUGUGAAGACAGUGAGAACAAGUUUGACUUUUCAGUGAUGUCCUAUAAUAUACUUUCACAAGAUUUAUUGGAAGAUAACUCACAUCUCUACAGACAUUGCCGGCGGCCAGUAUUACACUGGAGUUUUAGGUUUCCCAAUAUUCUGAAAGAAAUUAAACACUUUGAUGCAGAUGUACUUUGUUUGCAAGAAGUUCAAGAAGAUCAUUAUGGAACAGAGAUCAGGCCAAGUUUGGAAUCACUGGGUUAUCACUGUGAAUAUAAGAUGCGGACAGGAAAGAAACCUGAUGGCUGUGCUAUUUGCUUCAAACAUUCCAAAUUUUCACUCUUAUCAGUGAACCCAGUGGAAUUCUACCGCCCUGAUAUUCCUCUGUUGGACAGAGACAAUGUUGGAUUAGUUUUACUCUUACAGCCCAAAAUCCCAUAUGCUGCCUCUCCUGCGAUCUGUGUGGCUAAUACACAUUUAUUGUAUAAUCCAAGGCGAGGUGAUAUAAAGUUAACCCAACUGGCAAUGCUACUGGCAGAGAUUUCGAGUGUUGCCCAUCAGAAAGAUGGCAGCUUCUGUCCUAUUGUUAUGUGUGGUGACUUUAAUUCUGUUCCUGGUUCUCCACUCUAUAGUUUCAUAAAGGAAGGAAAAUUGAAUUAUGAAGGACUUGCCAUAGGAAAGGUAUCUGGCCAGGAACAGUCUUCACGGGGACAAAGAAUUUUAUCUAUUCCAAUUUGGCCCCCAAACCUAGGUAUCUCACAGAACUGUGUGUAUGAGGUACAGCAGGUACCAAAAGUAGAAAAGACAGACAGUGAUCUGACACAAACAGAGCUGAAGAAAACAGAGGUCCUAGUGACAGCUGAAAAAUUAUCUUCAAAUUUACAGCACCAUUUCAGCUUGUCAUCUGUUUAUUCACAUUACUCUCCUGACACUGGAAUUCCAGAAGUGACCACUUGUCAUUCCCGAAGUGCCAUAACUGUGGAUUAUAUUUUCUACUCUGCAGAAAAGGAAGAUAUUGCUGGGCUCCCAGGAGCUGAAGUUGCUUUGGUUGGUGGCUUGAAACUUCUAGCUAGACUGUCACUUCUUACAGAACAAGAUUUAUGGACUGUUAAUGGACUUCCAAAUGAAAAUAACUCUUCAGAUCAUCUGCCUUUAUUGGCUAAGUUCAGACUUGAGCUCUGACUCUUCUUUGAUUGCAUACAAAAUUUUCUUUCUAAUUUGUAUUGUUUUUCAAAGAAUGUAAAAUUCUUAAGUGUUUGCAUGUUGUUUAUUUUUGUGCCGUGGAAUUUCUGAAGAGGUUAUGUUAGAUGCUUUGAAACAUAUCAGAAGAAACGAGUUUAUAAGAAUUUUCUUUCUUAAUAAUGAAAGAUAUUUUCCUGACAA
Messenger RNA from Propithecus coquereli (Coquerel's sifaka), 2036 nucleotides. RefSeq names its product angel homolog 2 (Drosophila) (gene ANGEL2). Lineage: Eukaryota; Metazoa; Chordata; Mammalia; Primates; Indriidae. The coding region runs from base 579 to 1835 and encodes 418 amino acids. The record is from RefSeq and is a predicted model, not a curated record. The transcript is spliced from 9 exons. Gene Ontology annotation, molecular function: mRNA 3'-UTR binding; 3'-5'-RNA exonuclease activity. Gene Ontology annotation, biological process: 3'-UTR-mediated mRNA stabilization.